Messenger RNA from Cornus florida, 981 nucleotides. Its product is annotated as disease resistance protein L6-like. NCBI's taxonomy places the organism in Eukaryota, Viridiplantae, Streptophyta, Magnoliopsida, Cornales, Cornaceae. Bases 1 to 981 code for a protein of 326 amino acids. The record is from RefSeq and is a predicted model, not a curated record. Gene Ontology annotation, molecular function: ADP binding. The transcript is spliced from 2 exons. Gene Ontology annotation, biological process: defense response; signal transduction.
AUGGUUGAGUGUCGGAGGAAAUUCGGGCAAUUGAUAUUACCCAUUUUCUUUGAUGUCAAAACUUCCGAUGUGCGACACCAGACUGGAAGUUACAAAGAGGCCUUCCAGAAACAUGAGGAGAAAUAUGGUAGUGCUACUCAGGAGGGAUGGAAGAAAGCCUUGACGGAGGUUGGACAAUUGAAGGGACCCAAGGCCAGAAGGAGAAGUGAUAAGGAGGUUGUUUCAAAGGAAUGGAGAGAGCUGAAAAAGAAUUACUCAUUGGUUGUAAAAGAAUGCUUAGUUGGAAUUGAUGAUCAUGAAGAACAAAUGACGAAAUUGUGUGUUAAUUCCAAUGAUGUAAGGAUUGUGGGAAUCCAUGGCAUGGGAGGAAUCGGCAAAACCACUGUAGCCAAGGUCAUUUACAACAAACUCUCCCGACAAUUUCAAUCCCGUUGCUUCCUUGAAGAUGUUAGAAAAACAGCACAACAACCCAAUGGUCUUGUUCAUUUGCAAAACCAACUUAUACCUAGCUUCUUAAAACAGGGACGUCCUAUCUUAAUCGAGUCUAUGGAUGAAGGAAUUUUUGCAAUCAAAAGUAGAUUUUCUGGAAAGAAAGUUCUUGUUGUUGAUGAUGUCGAUCACAGAAAUCAUCUUCAUGCAUUUGCACUUUUGGGAAAGUGUGAUUGGUUUGGUUCAGGAAGUAGGAUAAUUAUCACAACUAGAAACCAAGAGAUUCUAAAACUGGUUGAGGUUAAUUCGACUUAUAACCCAAAGGAACUGGAUUCUGAUCAAUCUCUUCAACUUUUCAGCAGGAAUGCUUUUAGAAGAGACUAUCCCCCAGAAGACUAUGAUACUCUAUCUAGAGAUGUUGUGUCCACUACUGGAGGGUUGCCUUUGGCUCUUGAGCUUAUUGGUUCUUCUUUGUCUGGCAAGGGAAAAGAGGCAUGGGAAGGUACAUUAAAGAAGUUGAAAAGAAUUCCAAAUGUUUGCAGCAGAAGCUGA